UGGUGCAUCGCUCCAUGUCAAGUAACCACUCUGACUCAAAUCCGCAUCUUCGCGUAUAGCUACAGAGAAUCUCCAAACACAGAGCUGCAGGUAGAUAUUUUUAGGGGAUUUAUUUGGGUGUUUUUAAAAGUUCCCUAACCUCAAAUAAAAAAAAUACAAAUCGUACGGGAAGAAAGACUGUGAGAGGGUCGUACCGGGCUCAGCGGAGGGGGUGUAUUUGGUGAAAUCGUCGGCGGAGCGCAAAGUGGUUUUGUGUUUUUCUCGGAGGAUGGUUGCUCUGCCAUCAUGCGGUGUGGUUAAGACGUUGCUAGCGUUUGGUCUGUGCUUCGUUGCCUGGGCUGUUGGGACAGCAUACGGUAGCGAGGAUGUGUUCACCAAUAGCUUCGUGGUGGAGAUGAAUGAAGGGGACAGCCAUAACAUACAUAGCAUUGCCAAGAGGCACGACUUCGAAUAUCUUGGAACGGUACUUGGCAACGACAAUCUUCACCAUUUAGUACACAAGCGCAGUCCAUCACACCGACGACGCCGCAGCACUGAACAUCUGGACACGCUUGAAGCCGAGCCUAUGGUUAAACGGGUAGUACAACAGAAAGGAUUCAAGAGAGAUAAACGAGGAUUUAAGGAUCUCAGCGAGAUCUUCAAAAGACAGAAGCGAGAAGUCCCUGAGGAGGAAGCUACGACAAAUGAAGAAGCAAAAUGGACCGAGUUCAACGAUCCGCUUAUACCAAAACAAUGGUUUCUGAAAAACACCGGACAAGCCAAUGGAAAGAAGGGUCUCGACCUGAACGUAGAAGCCGCCUGGAAAAAAGGCUACACAGGAAAAGGUGUGACGAUCGCAAUAAUGGAUGAUGGAAUCGAUUACAUGCACGACGAUCUUGCUCCCAACUUUAACCUUGAAGCAAGCUUUGACUUCAGCAGCAACGAUGCAUUCCCGUAUCCAAGAUACACCGAUGACUGGUUCAACAGUCACGGGACGAGGUGUGCCGGGGAGGUGUCCGCUGUGGCCGACAACGGAAUCUGCGGCGUCGGGAUCGCUUACAACUCUAAAAUCGCAGGUAUCCGUAUGUUGGAUCAGCCAUUCAUGACUGAUCUGAUCGAGGCAUCUUCAAUGAGUCACAAACCUCAGCUCAUUGACAUCUACAGUGCAAGCUGGGGACCUCAGGAUAACGGUCAGACCGUGGAUGGACCUAGAGACUUGACCCUUGAAGCUAUUGCCAACGGGGUUAACAAGGGACGUGCUGGUAAAGGAAGCAUCUACGUCUGGGCCUCAGGAGACGGUGGACCCAAUGAUGACUGCAACUGCGACGGCUACGCAUCCAGCAUGUGGACAGUAUCCAUUAACUCGGCCAUCAACGAUGGCCGAACUGCCCUCUACGACGAGUCAUGCUCAUCUACUCUGGCGUCCACGUUCAGCAAUGGGAGAAAUAGGCAUCCAGAAGCUGGUGUGGCGACUACGGAUCUUUACGGAAAUUGUACACUAGCUCAUUCCGGUACGUCAGCAGCUGCGCCUGAGGCAGCUGGAGUAUUUGCACUGGCCCUAGAAGCAAAUCCUUCCUUGACAUGGCGAGAUAUUCAGCACCUUACCGUAUUGACUUCCAAGCGUAAUCAGCUGUACGAUGACAACUACAAGUGGCAGUGCAACGGGGUCGGUCUGGAGUUCAACCACCUCUUUGGAUUCGGAGUCCUCGAUGCUGGUGCCAUGGUAGAGCUGGCUGAGAAAUGGAAGACUGUUCCGGAACGGUUCCACUGCUCUGGGGCUACAUACAAGGGAGUCAGUCAAGUUCCAGAUGGUCAGUCUGGCGAGAAGUUGGUCCUCCGCCUCAAUACCGACGCCUGCGACGGCCAGGACAACAUGGUCAACUACAUUGAACACACCCAGGCCAUCAUCACCAUCAACAGCACACGCCGAGGUGACGUCACCAUCCACCUGACUUCCCCAAUGGGUACCAGCAGUAUCCUCCUGAGCGAGAGACCUGGGGACAAUGACGUCAUCGAUGGGUUCCAGCGCUGGCCGUUCAUGACGUCUCACACAUGGGGUGAGGAUCCAAGAGGAGAGUGGGUCCUGGAGGUAGCCAUGGCUGACGGUAGCCCACACACCGCAACGCUCACCGAGUGGACUCUGGUCCUCCACGGUACCAAAGAAGCCACGUAUAUCGAGGAAGCCAAGUCCAAGUCAAGCUGCAAGCAGGCUGUUCUAGAAGCAUUCAAGGUGCAGGAACAGGAAGAGUUGGAACACGCCAAGAUGGACGCCCAGAACAGCAAGCCUGACUCCAUUGAUCUCUCUAAGGAAGUCGAACUCCUCAAGAGCCUUGAGGGCGCCAUUGAAGAUGAUACAGAGGAGGAACUGGGACAAGCAAUUGACGAGAAGGAUAGUGACCUCCCACCCUUCUCACCGGAAGAUGUACUGCCCAAAGAGGAAGAGGGCAUACCCGACUCGUACUACUACCGCGAUGCCGAUGAGUCCACUUCAUGGUACGGGGAAAACGAGGUUCCAUACGGCAGUGACAUCAGCAGAGAUACCUGGGAGGAUCCUGAAGUCUGGGAGAAAUUAGAGGAGUUAUUUGACGAGAAGUACGGGCGGCAAAAACUAUCGUACCCGUAUUAAGGGCGUCAACCAUGCUUGGUUUGGCUCGAAGUGGGUUUAUAGAAAAGUUCCACAGAUGAAAGUUGAUUUUUGUUUUCAGUAAUAAUUCGUCCAUGCAAGUCCAACAAAAAUUUCGACCACAAUAUAAACUAUAAUAAUAUUUUUUAAAUAUUUAUAUAGUUGAGAAAAAAACAAUUUGUUUUAAAAGAGUAUAAACAUCCUUUACAAUCGUUGCCAAAAGCCAAUGGAAAAACCAAACACCUACAUCUAAAAAUUGCAGUUAAAAUUCAAAGUGAACUUUUGCACCAAACGACAUUCCAUAUUAUAUGGUUUUAUGUUUUUAACCAGCUUGGAGGGUGACUAACGUUUUUUAACAGUUUUGUUUUUCUUUUUUUUCUUUUAUUUUCCUGUUCACUUGUUCAGUAUUUUUAUUUAACCAGUAAAUUAAACCAUCGAAAUUAGAUAUGCAUGAGUGGUUGAAUAAGUACUUAAGUAUUUUAAUAAAAUAGAAACCUAGAUUAGUGGCCCGGGGCCCUUGGGUGAUUCCGUACAGUAGGUAUUGAUAAACAAAGACACUCUUAAUGAACCACGGCUGUAAAAGUAGUCUGAGGUAGAGUGUGUUCCAUUUUAUCACAGUGAAUGAAUAAAAGCACGACACGACAAGUAUCAACGACAUGGAUCACCUCAAACUUCCACUAUAAUACUUUGUGAUGGAUUAAUCCCAUACUUUACUAUAUCAACAAAAAUCUUAACAA
This is a messenger RNA of Asterias rubens (European starfish), 3339 nucleotides long. Its product is annotated as neuroendocrine convertase 2-like. The record is from RefSeq and is a predicted model, not a curated record. The coding region runs from base 269 to 2605 and encodes 778 amino acids. NCBI's taxonomy places the organism in Eukaryota, Metazoa, Echinodermata, Asteroidea, Forcipulatida, Asteriidae. The transcript is spliced from 11 exons. Gene Ontology annotation, biological process: protein processing. Gene Ontology annotation, molecular function: serine-type endopeptidase activity. Gene Ontology annotation, cellular component: Golgi membrane; trans-Golgi network.